AUGGCUUCGCAAGAAUCCAAGAUUAUACUCUCAACGGUCUGGUCCAAGCUCAGCACACGCAUCUCCAUCCGCGCCCCACAGCUAACGGAUGAGCCUGACAGGUACACGGCGGGCACGCCCAAUGGUCAGAAGAUCUCCUGCACGCUUGAGGAAUUGGGAGUCGACUAUGAGGUGCGGAAGAUCGAUAUAGCGAAGAAUGAGCAGAAGGAGGAGUGGUUUCUGAAGAUAAACCCCAACGGUCGCAUCCCAGCCCUCACGGACAAUAGCUCUGGUCAAGCACUGCAUCUCUUCGAAGGCUCCACAAUCCAGAAUUAUCUCUGCGAGACAUACGACUCCGAUCACCGCAUUUACUUCCCUUACAACAGCGCGGAAUACUGGGAGGCUCAAUCUUGGCUCACGUGGAUGCAAUCGGGUCUUGGUCCGAUGCAAGGGCAAGCGAAUCACUUCUACCGGUAUGCGCCGGAGAAAAUUCAGUAUGCGGUUGCUCGGUACCAGACGGAGACGAGACGGUUGUAUGGGGUUCUUGAUGCUCGGUUGCGGGAGCAGGAGGGAAAGGGGGAGGGGUUGUGGGUCGUGGGUGGCAAGUAUAGCAUAGUGGAUCUAUGUUGCUUCAGCUGGGUCAACUGGGCCGAAUGGGCCGGCAUAGACACCAAACCCUUCCCCGCUCUGCAACGCUGGCUUGGAAUCAUCCAGCAGCGGCCUGCGGUGCAGAGGGGUGUGGAUGUGCCGGAUAAGUUCGAGAUGAAGGAGGCGAUGAGGACGAAGGAGGGGGAGGAGGAGUAUGCACGCCAUCAUAGUAAUUGGGUGAUGCAGGGGAUGAAGGAGGAUAGGGAGAAGCAUCAGUAA
Molecule: messenger RNA, 846 nt
Organism: Recurvomyces mirabilis
Lineage: Eukaryota; Fungi; Ascomycota; Dothideomycetes; Mycosphaerellales; Teratosphaeriaceae
Product: Glutathione S-transferase 2
Exons: 4
Coding region: 1-846 (281 amino acids)
Source: RefSeq, a predicted model, not a curated record